AUGGGAUCCUUGGCCAAGAAGUGCCGAAACUUGCCCUGGCCGGAUGCCGUGGCUCUCCUGCAGAAAGCUCUCCAUGCGAAGGCGGCUCCAAACAUUGCGGCUCACACCUCAGUCAUCGCUGCCUGUGGAAAGGGAUCAAACUGGUCACUGGCCGUUGGUCUCUUGCAAGAUGCCCGCAGUCGGCAGUUGCGCCCCGACGUGCCUGCGCUGAACUCUGCGCUGACAGCCUUGGGCCGUGCAGGUCGCUGGCGCGAGGCCACGGUGUACCUGGACUUGGCAAAAUCGUGGUGCCUCCAUCCGUCCCCAGUUUCGUUCGGCGCUUUGCUUGAUGCUCUCGCACGGGCCACCCGUUGGCAACGGGCACUCUGCGUACUUGACGACGACGAUACGGCAGUUGGCCUCAUCGCCUUCAACUCCGCCCUCACUGCAUGUGAGAGAGCCUCCGAGUGGGGGCAAGCGAUACAGCUGCUGCAAGAGAUGCGACGGUUUGGUCCUCAUCCGGACAUCAUCAGCGUGAACGCUGUGCUCGCCGCUUGUGUCUCAAAGUGGCCUGAAGCUCUGCACAUCUACGCGACCUUGCCUUCGAUGGAGCUUCGACCGAGCAUUGUGACUCUGAACUCCAUCAUGAAUGCCUGUGCGAGCGGCCUGCAAUGGCAAUUCGCCUUCGAGCUUUGGCGAGGAGUGCUGCCGCCCUUGCAGCCGACCGAAGCCACUUUCGGCGCCCUUCUCGCCUCUUGUGCUCUCGGACCAGGCUGGCAAGUUUCUGUGGCACUGCUGCAGCAAAGCUUUCUACAGCAAGCCCGAGCCAAUGUGGCCAACUGGACCAGUACGCUCACAACACUGCAUCGUGAAGGCCAAUGGGAGAGGGCAUCAUCCCUCUUCUGGGAAAUGUAUCGCGCUGCCGUUGUUCCCAACAUGCUGACGAUCGAUGCCGUCAUGGUAGCGUGGCAGCGCAGCAGCCAGUGGCGGAAGGCCCUCGGGACGAUGGCAGCGCUGCAGAAAAAGGCACUGCCCAUCGGUUGUGGGGCCAUGGCGGCGUUGCGCAGCGCCUGCGAAGAGAGACAUCAAGCAUCGCCGGCAGAGGUCAUCUCGGCAGUGCUGGCGUCCACAGCAGCCCGUCUGCUCAGUCAGGGCCCAGUUCUGGAGCGGGGAGAGCAUCUUCAACGCCCACUCUGUUCCAUUCGAACUUAUCUUCAAGAUCAUUCGUUGCCCUGGCUUCAUUGUCGCCGCAUUGUAUCACCGCUGGCAAGAGGCAUUGCUGCCUCUUCUGAUGUGGACAAAUUGGAGGCUCCUUACGCGAGGCUGCUGCUGUGCGAAACUGGCCAAGCUGGCGACCUUAAAAUUUUUAUUGCAACUCUACCGAAACGAGACCCCCAUAUUGCAUUACCCCAUUCGGCUGAUCCACAACACUGGCUUUCGACUCACAGAAUGGGCAAAUCAUCUUGA
Messenger RNA from Symbiodinium sp. CCMP2456, 1446 nucleotides. The record is from the annotation of a GenBank genome assembly. NCBI's taxonomy places the organism in Eukaryota, Dinophyceae, Suessiales, Symbiodiniaceae.